Molecule: messenger RNA, 993 nt
Organism: Hemiscyllium ocellatum (epaulette shark)
Lineage: Eukaryota; Metazoa; Chordata; Chondrichthyes; Orectolobiformes; Hemiscylliidae
Product: zona pellucida sperm-binding protein 3-like
Exons: 11
Coding region: 1-993 (330 amino acids)
Biological process (GO): positive regulation of acrosome reaction; binding of sperm to zona pellucida; egg coat formation
Cellular component (GO): extracellular matrix
Molecular function (GO): acrosin binding
Source: RefSeq, a predicted model, not a curated record
AUGCUCGCUGAAGAAUUGUUCCAAUGGGAUGAUGUCAUUGUGAACCCCAUGAAGGGUAAUGUGAGCAGUAACCCCAUCAAUCCCACCUGGAUCCCAUUCAGCUCCACCAGGUCUGGAGAAGGCCAUCUGUCAUUCUCCCUGUGCCUAAUGAAUGGUGACUGGUUUACAGAGCGCCCUUCCACUGUCUACUCCCUGGGAGACCUCAUUCACAUUGAGGCGUCUGUUUCAAUGGCUAACCAUGUACCCUUGAAGCUGUACAUUGAUCGCUGUGUAGCUACACUGAGCCCAAACAAAGACUCCACCCCGAGAUACAGCAUCAUUGACUACAAUGGUUGCCUCCGGGACAGCAAAGCUGAGGACUCCUUUUCAACCUUUGUGUUGCCAGGAGACGGGCGGGAGCCAGACAAGCUCAGGUUUGACCUGGAUGCCUUUCAUUUCUAUGGAGAUGAGCAUUCCUUGAUUUUCAUCACCUGUCACCUGAAAGUUGCGGCAGUGGAUCAGCGAGAUUCCAGGAACAAAGCUUGUACAUUCCGGAAACCGUUUAACUGGACCCCAUUGGAGGGACCAGACAGUGACAUUUGUGCCUGUUGCCAUGUGGGGAACUGUGGGAGCACAAGGGAGAUCCUGUUCCCCUCCAGAGGAAGGAGAGACCUUGGUCCUGAAGCUGUCACGCUGCUGUCCAGUGACAUGAAAAUGUUAGAACCUGACUUCAACAUCAGACUUGACCAAUUGCAACGGAACGACACACAGCUGUCCAGUCACAUGACAAUGUCAGAAACUGAUUCCAAUGUGGAUCUUGUCCAAUUGCAGCAUAACGUCACACAGCUGUCCAGUCACAUGACAAUGUCAGAAACUGACUCCAAUGUGGAUCUUGUCCAAUUGCAGCAUAACGACAGCAAGAAGUGGACAGAGGCCCAGAGGUCCUGUGCAUCACUGGAUGCCAAUCUUGCUGUUAUUAACAAGCCUGAGGAACAGGCAUUUGUGAAAAAAUGA